AUGGCGUCAUACAUAUUUAUUUUCAUAGCUACUUUGCUACCCUCAUUUGCUGCUUCACAGCAAGAUUCUAUACCAGGACACCUCGCAUACGUUGAGUGGAACAUGCCUAAUGUGCCCGCCCAUGGUUUGAGAGACAUCACAUUUCCUAUAUCAGUGAAAGAUGCUAUCCACGAAGAAGGCUGGUACUUUGCACAGGAUUUUCAAUUUAUUGGUACUUCUGAUGUCGGGUACACAGGAUUGCAGCCACGUCCGGAUGUAGGAUCUGAAACCUUUAUCCACGCUGUGUUUUCGAGCUUUGUCAAUGGCACCAUCUCCCAGGACGCCAACUGCCAUGAUGGGGCUGAUGGUGGCCCUGGUGUUAGCUGCGCUGUCGAUUUACCCGGCAACUACUCAAACAUGUAUCACCUCCGAGUUCAAAAUACGCGAGACACAACUUGGAAUGGCACGUUGAUCGAUACUGUUACUGGCGUCGAGACACACAUCGGGUCAUAUACACUACCAAAAGGCUCACUGGGUGUUCAGGGGAACCAGGUUGGGUUUGUUGAGUGGUGGCCUUUCAAUAAUGGGUUGCCUGCGACCUGUGACUCGCUUAGUCAAACUUCAGUGGUUUUUGGAGUACCCACAACUUCAACCAAAGGUGUCGGGCCUGGAGAAUUGAAGAACGCAUACGAGGUGUAUGAUUGUGCGGGCAAGCAAGACUUUAAGUCACAGAGGCUGUCGGAUGGCGUUGAGGUCAAAGUUGGGUUUAAAAAGAGUCAGCCUUUAUCAGAAACAAUUUUCACCGUACCCUGGACCGUAUCCAACGUGUCGACAGCUGGCCUUUCGGAACUUUCAUUCCCUAUUACAGUUAAGAAAACUGACAGUGAUGGAAUGUAUAAAUUGUCGCAAUCAUUUAAUUUUGGCAAUCUUUCUUACGGCGGGUCCCUGGUGUUCCAACCUUCCUCAUUCAAUGGAAGAUCCAACUUUGACUAUCUCCACGCAGAGUUCCAUAGUUUUGUUAUUGGUACUACGACAAAUGACAAAAAUUGCAGGCCUUACAAUCAUGGGUUAUUGACUCGCUGCUCUGUUCUUUUCAGGGGGAAUUCUUCUCACCCCUACCACUUGACAGUCCACAAUAGUGGAGGUACAACUUGGGUCGGCACUGUGACUGACAUUACCUCUGGCAGAAAGAUUCAUAUUGGGUCUUACAAACUCCCUCCAGGAGGGGGUGGUAUUACCGGUUUCCAAAAUGGCUCAAUGGCCAAUAUGUCGGUCGUCUUUGGGAAGCCCAUUACAUCGGUUGAUUCGGCUGUUUCAUCAGACCUUGGAGAUGUACAAAGCUCCAGUGAUUGCGCUCAAUACGGCAGCAGAAAGGACAUCGAUGGAGUAGAGGUAUACAUCCAUUCCGGGAAUAUUAGUGAUGAAGGAAAAAACCAGGACACACCCCAAGAAAGCCCCAGCCCUGUUCAGCCAGCCCAGGCUGCGGCAUAA
Aspergillus alliaceus is the source of this 1470-nucleotide messenger RNA. RefSeq lists its product as uncharacterized. Lineage: Eukaryota; Fungi; Ascomycota; Eurotiomycetes; Eurotiales; Aspergillaceae. Bases 1 to 1470 code for a protein of 489 amino acids. The record is from RefSeq and is a predicted model, not a curated record. The transcript is spliced from 3 exons.